Molecule: messenger RNA, 591 nt
Organism: Thelazia callipaeda (thelaziosis nematode)
Lineage: Eukaryota; Metazoa; Nematoda; Chromadorea; Rhabditida; Thelaziidae
Source: the annotation of a GenBank genome assembly
AUGAAGCCCCUUAUUAUAUCUGGCCCGUCGGGAGGAGGAAAAAGUACAAUAAUCACAAAAGCUAUGGAAGCCUAUCCAGAUGCUUUUGCAUUCAGUAUUUCACAUACAACACGAAAACCACGACCAGAAGAAGUAGAUGGUAUAAAUUAUUGGUUUGUGACUGAAGAAAAGUUUAAAAAAAUGAUCAAUGACGGUGAAUUUCUGGAGUAUGCUACGUUUGGAGGCAGUAUGUAUGGCACAUCAAAAAAGGCAUUGGAUGAUGUAUUAAAGACUGAACGUAUUUGUAUUGUAGAUGUAGAGUUGCAAGGAGUUAAAAGCAUACAUGGUUGUAAACUAGAUGCCAAAUACAUUCUUAUCAAAACGCCAACUCUAGAAAUACUGGAACAACGCUUACGUUCUCGAAAAACUGAGACCGAAGAAUCUCUGACAAAACGGCUAAAUCAUGCAAAGGAAGAUCUGGAUGCUGUUAGUGCCAAUCCGGAAUUAUUCGAUUUUGUAAUAGUAAACGAUAAUCUCGAGCGAGCAUAUAAUGAAUUCUUAAAAAUCAUUGAAAACGAACUGGACAUUGUUAUGAAUGCGAAGAAGAAAUAA